AUGGAGAAAAGUCUUAUGAUUGCCUCGGCUAGCGCGCUAGGUGCUUCUGCUCUGACGUUACUGGCUUGUCGUUAUCUUUCCAAGAGACGCGAAGCGCACGAUAACGUGUAUGAGACAGAAAAAUUAAUCGGCGAAUAUCUUAUUUUCCACUUUGGCAAACCAGAUGAACUGUUACCAUAUGGCUUUGGUCCCCAUGACUCUCUUGAUUUUCCCAAGCGAUGUGCGUUGGAGUGUAUUAAACAUAUUGGGGUGAGUACAAUCGUAAAUUUUUCACUGUACAAGGAAAGAAUAUGCUGAUGUACGUAAAUUUUAUUCUAUUUCGCAAUAAUUUGCAAGGAAUUUCGAAUAUAAAGUCUAAGGUGUUUCAAAGUAAUUUGAAUUCAGGCCUCUGCACGUGGAUGAAGUGUGUCAACUCCUUAUUUCCACACUGUAGAAUUAAGUGUUUCUCUUGUACGAAUGGUUUUCUUACAACAUCUGGAACAGACCAUAACAUCUGACUAAAUUAGAAUUCUUUCUUUAUUGUAUGUUCGCUAAAAAGUGAUUAAACUAUUAAAUCUCGAUCUCUUUAGGAUAAUGUGCCGAGCAUUGCUCUCGACAUAGGAUGUGCAGUUGGUCGAUCUUCUUUUGAACUAGCCAAGAGGUUUGAUCAAGUUGUAGGAAUUGAUUUUUCCCAUGGUUUUAUUAAUGCCUGCAAUCAACUCAAGACAUAUGGAAGAUUGGAGUACUCUGUCCAAACUGAAGGAAGUCUUGUGUCUAAACAUGUCGCUGAGGUUGAUCUUGACAUUGUAAGUAAGUCACAUUGUACAAUAUUUGUCUCAGUGGGGUUUGAGAAAAGUCAUCUCAACAAUGUAGGUGUUUCUACUUUGUAUUAGAUGGGGAAAUACUAAGGUAUAAUAUUGACCAAUCAUAAGAUCUGAUUGGCUGGAUGUUAGUGAAGCUAUCAUUUUACACAUAGUACUUAAUUUAUUUAAUUUCAUUUUUUUGUAUUGGCACAGCAUUGUUGUUGUUUUUUUUAGAAGGCAAUCAGGGGGGAAUGGGGUACAGGAAAUGUUAAACUUAAAAACAAUUUUCAGUAGGUAACACUUAGGAACCUUUUUCCAGAAUGUGCAAUUGUCCCUUAAAAGGAGGUUCCUUAACCCUUUGAUACCUAAGAGUGACAAGCAUCUAAUUUUUCAUUACAAUAUCACCCAUGGAUAACACAUCACAAUCAUAAGAAUAAAGGAAAUGAUCACCAACUAAAGAAGCUCUUGAUUAUGAAGUAAAGUCUCAUGUUAGCACCUUUGGAAAUGUAUGGAGAACAGUAAGGAGAAUAUGCAUACUGAUGUUAGGAUGUAAAGGGUUAGAUAAAGUUUGUAGAUGCUAAGGUCACAGGAGCAUAUUUACCAGCUAGUAUCAAAGUGAUAAUUUGUGUUUUGUCUUUAGUUUUUUCCUUAGGAGUAGUUGUAAUGUAUGUGGUAUGUAACAUUAGCUACAACUUUGUGUAAUUUUUUUUUUUUUUUUUUUUUACUAGGAUAGAAGUCGUCUAUCUUUUUAUCAAGGAGAUGCCUGCAAUUUGCCCAGUGAUCUUGGACAGUUUGGCUGUGUUCUGGCAGCAAAUUUGGUUUGCCGUCUUCCUAAUCCCUAUCAGUUCUUAGAUAGGCUUCCAUCUUUAGUGGCACCUGGAGGUGUUUUGGUCAUUACAUCACCAUAUUCAUGGUUAGAGGAGUUUACACCUAAGGUAAUAUUUUUUAAGAACUAGAGGAUAAUUUGUCUAAAGUUAGCAUUGUAGGUUAAAACUAGCAUUUACACAUUCAUGGACAAUUUGAAAAUACUGUCAGUAUAAGAUACUGAGAAAAGAAAGGAUUUUGAGCUCCUCAAGAGCACAAAUUUAGUACUAGUAAUAGGUGACUUCUUGAUCUUGAACUCACCAUGAGGCAUACUGCAAGUUCCAUGGUUUAAUUUAAAUUAAUUACCUCCUUAAUACGAUUGUAAACAUUAAUGGGUAAGAUCAUUGAUUCAGAAGCACUUGUAGAAGUGUGGUCAUUAUUACUCUGUUGGCCAAAAACAUUGGUCAAAUUUUCUUUUUUUGUCCUUUCUUGAAAAAGAAUGUAAUGGAGCUUGUUUGUCGAGAAUUCAGGUGGUAGAUUAUUUCUGUGACAUUGCAUCCAUAAUGUAUUGUAGAAACAUCAAAACUAGCUCUUUGUAGUGAAAUUUUUACAUUAUGGGAAGGAUGAAUGAUAAUGAACCAGGAUUGUCAUUACAAAAUGUGCUGAACUGAGAAGGUGGCUGAAUUGAAUGAUGUUUGCAUAGUAAAGAUGGCAUGUUGCUUGGCAACAUGCCCUCCUAGGAGGGUCUAGGGAAUGUGAUUUCAAGCAUUCAGGGUCAUAUUUGAGUAACUUAUUUUUCAGCCAGAUAUUGAUGUUAGAAUCAGUUCAGAUAGUACUUCUUUUCUGCCUUUGAGCCAGUGCAAAAUGGUCUGAUAGCUUCAGCUGGCAGGUUUACUCAAACUGCUGACUUCUAAUUACAACCCUGUACAUGACUGAGCACAGGUAUCUUGAUACAUCUUUUUUUUCCUUUUUUUGUGAGUAUAGAAUCUUUGGCUUGGUGGCUAUAAAGAUGCAGAUGGAAAGAUUGUCACAGGAUUUGACAAUUUGAAGAGUUACCUGGGUCCAAAUUUUGAGCUGAUUGAAGAUAAGCCAAUGCCUUUCUUCAUCAGAGAAACUGCUCGUAAAAACCAGUGGACUGUAGCACAUGCCACCAUUUGGAAAAGAAGGCAGGCAACACCUUGAUUCCAAACUCUUAGCAAUGUUGUUUUAGGAUAUCUGGUUGAACUUUAGGUGCAAAAGUAACGCAAACGAACUUCGACGAAUUUCCUGACUUUUCGUGGCUUCUCGAGGGAAUUCGGGUGUCCUUAAAGCUAAGACCUAAGACCCGGAAAUUUAAGACCCUGUUUUUUUUAGGGAAAUCAUCAAAUUUCAGCUUCCUUUACCUUAAAGUGGUAAAAUGAAUAAAAUAAAUGCACUCACACUUAAAAAAUAACAAUUUAGUUGUAUUUUUUUCCGGUAUGGCUUGCCUCUUCUAGACUUUCAGUUUAUAGUUGGGGCGCAGCGCGAAAGACUGGGCGCGAGAAAAAAAUUUAAUAAAAAGCGCGGCGAGAGGGGGCUACGGGUAUGGAAAACGAAACUAUUUCCGGUUGUCGCAGUGUGGCGUUACACUGUGUACUAAAGUUUGCGAAAAAACGAACGAAGCGAAGCAGUACUUUGUCUACUUUGCAAAACGGUAUUUUUCGAUAAGGUGCUUUGCGUUUUUCGUUUUCUUACCUCCAUAUUUAUCACUAGAACGUAUUACUUUGACGCUACUUACUUGACGCGUGAUAAACCUGAUGUGCAACGUCCUUCCUGGCUCUUGGGUCUUGCUCAUCAAUCUCCUCCGCUCCAGACUCUAACCCACCAUCUGUCAUAUCUGAUUGCGAAACCAAAGACUCGACGAUUUCUCCCUUCUCAACAUUGGCGCUAUAAACAAGCUCCGGCUGGCUAGGAUCAGAAGGCUUGCGAAAGUCUAACUGUUUUCCAAAUGCUCCUUUCAAUCGUUGCUUGAGCUUUGAUGACCUGUAGUCACUGAUGUUUAAGCCUUCCUCGUUUAGGUGUGAAACAAAUUUUCCAACAAGUUCUAUCAUGUUGAGGAUUCUUGUUUUAAUAAUGACUUCACUUUGAAGAUAAUGACACAAUUUGCUAAAUACUUUGCUGUAGCCUCGCUUUGCUGAGCUUCGAGCUUUGUUAGUGCCUCAAGGCGAACAUAAUUCUUUUAGCACGAUCUGUGGUAUUUAAUCUCGCGAGCAAUACAAUCUUGUCCUUUUAUCUGCAGUAGCACACGAUUGUCGCCCCUUGUCUCAGCUGCUCUGAGGAGGGAUGCACUGCCAUACUCGCUGAUAUUCUGGGUUAGAGCUUCCCUCGAUCUCGCUCCCUUUCCACGUUUACAUUUCUCCACUUGGCAAAUGAUGCAUUUAUCGAUAUCAAAUCUCUGAACAUGAGAUCUAUGGAAGCGUUUUGCUGGUGGCUCUUUACUUGGCUCGUCUGCAGCGAUUUCUUGAUUAGCAGAUGCAGGCGCGGCCUUGUUAGCAGUCUCUUCGAUCCUAGAUAUGUUGCCUACAUUAGUAUAACUCUGGUAAGAUUGCCUGUGGUACCCUCCUUUGGGUUCCCCUCUCCAGUGGUUCAUCAUUGUAAGCCAGAUGUGGUCAUUUCGUCUCAAAGAGCAUUUCUCAAACUUCUCCCGGCUUUUCUCCGUAGACAAGGUUCAUUUCCCGCUACUUUCUGCCACAUGACAAAGGCACUUUUCCAGUUGGGCCGCAAGUUCAAACUGGCUGAACGUUUCCUAGAAGCUGGCUUGAUCUAUGUUAUCUCUAACUCAUUAGGCAGUAAAAAUUAUCGUCAUUAUCGGCUCAGUACUUACAGAUCUUUUUGAAGCAGCAUUCUUAUGAAGACAACGUUAACUUUUCGUGUUAGGUUUUGAAUAACGAGGAACUGACAUUUGGAAUGAAAGCAAAACGUUUGACAAUCGUAACUUAAUUAGUUUGCCACAAAAAAUGCAAUUAAAGAAGCAAAUCCGUUUUAGCUGAUUUGAUACUAUCAGAUCGUCAAGUGAAGUAAAGCCUGUAAAAUGCUUCCUCUAAGACGACUUUUGCAAUAAAAGACUUUUUUCAACUUAAAGUCAUUAUUUUAUAUGGUUUGUGGUAAACAUUUGCAUUCCAAAAAAGUUAAAAACGUCGUUUUGUUAGCUAGAAGAAAUCUAGAAAUCAAGAAAUCGAACUUGAGUUAAAUAUAUAGAAUUUCAUCUUGUAUUCGAAAAACCACACAUUUUCAUAACCGAGCAGUAUUUGACUGGUGCCUGUUGCCAUGGAAACCAAAACUACAGGUUUGAUAACACAUUUGGGCAGCUUAUGAUACAACAACUAUAUCUCGCAAAUUUGAACCAAUUUGGUUGAUGUUUGUUAGAGGUAUGGACCAUUUUUCUUCUCACCACGACUAUAGCAAGCAAAUUCUCCUCACCCCACCCCCCAUGGAAACAGCCCAAUAUCUCAUUAUAGCACACGUUAACGGUUUGAAAACAAGUAGAUUCUAAAAAUAUAGGUCCUAAGCUUUAAUUUGAUACCAAAUUCACUAUGUCUCCUGGGGGGUGCUACGAAACUCAAUUUCUAGGCCUCUUUUGAGAUUUGGCUUAUGGACUACUAAUUAACAAUUGGUUCAUACGUUAGCGUGCGUUCAUCUAGAUAUGAAGCACGCGGGAAGUUUCGAGAGCACGAAAGAUGCGUAAGAAUUGCUCGAGGCGUAGCCGAGAGCAACUCUAGCUUCUUCUUGUGAACCCACAGCUGACGUAUGAACCAAUUGUAUUUUAUAUAAUAAGCUCAGUUAUGCACGCGUUUUGAUUGGUUCUCACUUAUGAUCUAUUGGAGGACAGACGUAUAGAUGACGUCAUCAUUAAAACUUUUUAAAAUUCUUUAUUAUAUAAAACAAAUAGAUUCCAAGUUGCCGUGCGUCUGUUCAGUAAGAGAUCACAGAUGACGUCAAAAUGUGGUAGGAACAAAAAAGUGGAACACGAGGCGCAGCCGAGUGUGUCACUGAUGUUCUUGGAACUUGGAAUCUAUUUGUUAAAUAACAUUUUCAACCCGAUGGAAAAUGUUCUUUCUCGAGGGAUUUGUUUGCUGAUGUCAUGUCCGUGCACAGUAGGAAUAUGAAGCAUACUCGUGCAAUUGAAUUUGAUUAGUCAAAUUUAGAAAUGUAGCACUUGAUCUCUCGCUCGCUUGUGUAUUAUUACAAAAUUGUCAAACAAGAAACGCAGGAAUAAUUUUAAAGUAAGCGGUUUGGAAUACGCACCCAAGUCAAUAGACAAUUUGGUGUCGACGAUUUAAAAACAUCUGUUUGAAAACCCCGCCGGCAUGUCAAAAAACAUGAAGUAACACUUCUUUUCUAAAUUAUUUUCAGCUGAGGUACUGACAUUAUUCGCAUAUCAGUGCCGCGGCGCCGACGACCGCCUACGCAUACCAGUGCAAGACAAGCGUCGCCAAACGAUGCCAAAACCUCCGCAAGAACAGGCCAAACUAGGAUCGAUGCCAUUUGUUUCGUUUUUGCUCAUUAGUUUCUGUAUUUACUGUAAUUAGUCAAUGAAUAAAGGCAGAGAAGUAUUUGUAACUGACUUUUGGGAUUCAACAUCGAAUUUAGCGACCAGUCGGAAUAAGCGUGGUGCAACUUAUAUCGGAUUUAUUUUUCUCUGCAAGGAAAAUAAAAAAGAUCAUUCGAACAAUGGGGAAGGUUUUCGUCAGGGUGGAAUUAGAACACGAGUACCAAACGGUGCUAGGUCUCUCUUGCUUGCAAAGUAAGUUUUCGAAUCCUCUUUCAUAUUACUAUCCAAACUUCCCACGUUAAUGACGGAAUUAAAAUUUUUUCAUGUGUGAACGUAAUCUGCGAAAACUAAAAGAAACAUUCGGAUACCAUAUCGGCCAAAAACGUGUGUGCUGUUCAUUGAAGUCAAAAGCGAUGCAGAAAAUUUACUAUUACAGCAGCAUCUGAUGACAAUGAUCAGAACAACCUUAUGUCUUGUCUUUUCUGAUAUGAAACCAAACUUAAAGUCUUUAUUCUUGGUAAGUUAAGCGAUUAUUUCUCAUCGUUUGUAUUCGUGACUUUAAAACUUCAGCCGGGGACCUGUCGUGUAUUUUGUGAACGUUAUUUGAAUGAUAGAUCGCGAAAAUCGCAUGGUAAACGAUUAAGUCUGUCCAGCGCGAAAUUUCGAGCAGUAGGCGAAAUGGCGCUCUUUGUUCAACGGGCAAUCCUCUUCCUUUGACCUCCUACAACAAAAAUAUCAGUGAAAGGCCUAUUUUACAAAUAAUCAUAUAGUUUGUGGCAAUUGGUCGAUUCUAAGUUUCUGAAUUCAAUGUUAUAAUUGCUGCAAUGCAUUUACUUUUAUUAAGUGCUGGUAAUACUACUAAUUAACAAUUCGUUCAUAUGUCAGCGUGUGUUCAUCGAGAUAUGAAGCAUGCGGGAAGUUUGGAGAGCACGAAAGAUGCGUAAGAGUUGCUCGAGGCAUAGCCGAGAGCAACUUUAGCUUCUUGAGUGCUCUCCAAACUUCCUAAGUGCUUCAUAUCUCGAUGAACGCACAGCUGAUGUAUGAACCAAUUGUUUUAAAACAUUUUCAACCCGAUGGAAAGUUUUCUUUCUCGAGGGAUUUGUUUGCUGAUGUCUAGUUUCUUGAUAAUUUCGGCGAACUUUCGCUUCGAAGCGAAAAUUCGACGAAAUAGCGCUCUUUGUUCAUCAGAAAAUUCGCUCAAAAAGCCUCGAAUUGUCAUUCGAACUUUCGCACGAAAUUUCGAAGAAAGUUCGCGAGAAAAAAAAACGAAUUCGGGCAUUUCGCUUGCGUUACUUUUGCACAAUACUGUGGUCGAUUUCUCACAAAGUUGAAUAAAUUCAUGUCACUAUCUUAAGAACUAUGGAAAAUUAGUCUACACUGUUCAAGCUGAAGGAGACUUGUGUCCGAACUUGUGGCAGAAGUCGAUGCGUUAUAUUAGUCAUAUCUAAAUUGAAAUGUCAGAGAACCUGGAAAAGAAAAUGUUCAUCAGAGAGAAAUGACGCCCCAACGCAACCACCUCCCCCACGUUGUUCUUUUCCUUCCCGAUCACUUACGCUAUCAGUAAACUGUGAUAGGGCGUGCCUUUUUUCGCGGAUGCGCAAUAAAGUAGCAGAGCACGAAUCGGCAGCAAGUAUUUACCACCAUUUACUGUUUCGCUCUGUGCCUGAAACAGGCUAAGAAACGCUUUAAACGUAGUACAUGUAUUCAGUUAGCUAGUUAGUCAGAAACAUUCAAUUGCUUUAUUGAGAUUUCCUAACCGAUACCAUAUCUGUUGUUUUGCUACUUCUAGAGGAAAAAAGUCUCUUAACGUGCCACCAAUGAAAUAUUACUUUCAACUCUUUUUAGCCAUUUGCCAUUUCCGUUGCCCUCGUUCGCUUAAAAAUUCGCUUAAAAAUUAGUUCUGGUAGAGUACACUUGCCCUAAGCGAUGACCUGUUCACCCGAGCACCAAAUCGGAGAUCCUGUCCACGUCAGGUCGUUUACUUCGGCGAAUUAAUCUGUAAUACUUCUUCAAGUUUCUACCAAUUAUGGAGAAAAGUCUUAUGAUUGCCUCGGCUAGCGUGCUAGGUGCUUCUGCUCUGACGUUACUGGCUUGUCGUUAUCUUUCCAAGAGACGCGAAGCGCACGAUAACAAGUAUGAGACAGAAAAAUUUUUCGGCGAAUAUCUUAUUUUCCACUUUGGCAAACCAGAUGAACUGUUACCAUAUGGCUUUGGUCCUCAUGACUCUCUUGAUUUUCCCAAGCGAUGUGCGUUGGAGUGUAUUAAACAUAUUGGGGUGAGUUAACAAUCGUAAAUUUUUCACUGUACAGGUAAAGAAUAUGCUAAUGAACGUAAAUUUUAAUUCUAUUUCGCAAUAAUUUGCACGGAAUUUCGAAUAUAAAGUUUAAGGUAUGUCAAAGUAAUUUGAAUUCUGGCCACUGCACGUAGAUGAAGUGCGGCAACUAACUCCUUAUUUCCACACUGUAGAAUUAAGUGUUUCUCAUGUACGGAUGGUCCUCUUACAACCUCAGCUUUGGAGGAAACUGACCAUAACAUCUGACUAAAUUUGAAUUCUUUCUUUAUUGUAUGUUCGCUGAAAAGUGAUUAAACUAUUAAAUCUCGAUCUCUUUAGGAUAAUGUGCCGAGCAUUGCUCUCGACAUAGGAUGUGCUGUUGGUCGAUCUUCAUUUGAAUUAGCCAAGAGGUUUGAUCGAGUUGUAGGAAUUGAUUUUUCCCAUGGUUUUAUUAAUGCCUGCAAUCAACUCAAGACUUAUGGAAGAUUGGAGUACUCUGUCCAAACUGAAGGAAGUCUUGUGUCUAAACAUGUCGCUGAGGUUGAUCUUGACAUUGUAAGUAAGUCACAUUGUACAAUGUUUGUCUCAGUGGGGUUACAAGUGAGAAAAGUCAUCUCAACAAUACUAGGUGUUUCUACUUUGUAUUAGAUAGGGAAAUACUAAGGUAUAAUAUUGACCAAUCCUAAGAUCUGAUUGACUGGAUGUUAGUGAAAUGAUCAUUUUACACAUAGUACUUAAUUUAUUUAAUUUCAUUUUUUUGUAUUGGCACAGCAUUGUUUUUGUUUUUUUUUAGAAAGCAAUCAGGGGGGAGUGGGGUAUAGGAAACGUUAAUGUUAAACGCUAAAAUUUUCAGUAGGUAGCAUUUAGGAACCUUUUUUUCCAGAAUGUGCAAUUGUCCCUUAAAGGAGGUUCCUUAACCCUUUGAUACCUAAGAGUGACAAGCAUCUAAUUUUUCAUUACAAUAUCACCCAUGAAUAACACAUCACAAUCAUAAGAAUAAAGGAAAUGAUCACCAACUAAAGAAGCUCUUGAUUAUGAAGUAAAGUCUCAUGUUAGCACCUUAAGAAAUGUAUGGAGAACAGUAAGGAGAAUAUGCAUACUGAUGUUAGGAUGUAAAGGGUUAGAUAGAGUUUGUAGAUGCUAAGGUCACAGGAGCAUAUUUACCAGCUAGUAUCAAAGUGAUAAUUUGUGUUUGUCUUGCUUAUUUCCCAAGGAGUAGUUGUGAUGUAUGUGGUGUGUGACAUUAGCUACAACUUUGUGUCUUUUUUUUUUUUUUUCUUUUUUUUUUUUUUUACCAGGAUAGAAGUCGUCUAUCUUUUUAUCAAGGAGAUGCCUGCAAUUUGCCCAGUGAUCUUGGACAGUUCAGCUGUGUUCUGGCAGCAAAUUUAGUUUGCCGUCUUCCUAAUCCCUAUCAGUUCUUAGAUAGGCUUCCAUCUUUAGUGGCACCUGGAGGUGUUUUGGUCAUUACAUCACCAUAUUCAUGGUUAGAGGAGUUUACACCUAAGGUAAUAUUUUUAAGAACUUGAAGAUAAUUUGUCUAAAGUUAGCCUUGUAGGUUAAAACUAGCAUUUUACACAUUCCAUGGACAAUUUGAAAAUACUGUCAGUAUAAGAUACUGAGAAAAGAAAGGAUUUUGAGCUCCUCAAGAGCACAAAUUUAGAACUAGUAAUAGGUGACUUUAUGAUCUAGAACUCACCAUGAGGCAUACAGACCUCCAAGUUCCAUGGUUUGAUUUAAAGUAAUUACCUCCUUAAUACAAUUAUAAACAUUAAUGGGUAAGAUCAUUGAUUCAGAAGCACUUACAGAAGUGUGGUCAUCAUUACUUUGUUGCCCAAAAAUAUAAGUCAAAUUUUCUUUUUUUGUCCUUUCUUGAAAAAGAAUGUAAUGGAGCUGGUUUGUCGAGAAUUCUGCUGGUAGAUUAUUUCUGUGACAUUGCAACCAUAAUGUAUUGUAGAAACAUCAAAACUAGCUCUUUGUAGUCAAAUAAUAACAUUAUGGGAAGGAUGAAUGAUUACAAACCAGGAUUGUUAUUACAAAAUGCGCUGAACUGAGGGUGGCUGAAUUGAAUGAUGCUUGCAUAGUAAAGAUGGCAUGUUGCUUGGCAAAAUGCCCUCCUAGGAGGGUCUGGGGAAUGUGAUUUCCGGCAUUCAGGAUAAUAUUUGAGUAAGUUAUUUUUCAGCCAGAUAUUGAUGUUAGAAUCAGUUCAGAUAGUACUUUAAUUUUCUUCCUUUGAGCCAGUGCAAAAUGGUCUGAUAGCUUCAGCUGGCAGGUUUACUCAAACUGCUGACUUCUAAUUACAACCCUGAACAUGACUGAGUACAGGUAUCUUGAUACGUUGACUCUUUUCUUUUUUUGUGAGUAUAGAAUCUUUGGCUUGGUGGCUAUAAAGAUGCAGAUGGAAAGAUUGUCACAGGAUUUGACAAUUUGAAGAGUUACCUGGGUCCAAAUUUUGAGCUGAUUGAAGAUAAGCUAAUGCCUUUCCUCAUCAGAGAAAAUGCUUGUGAAAACCAGUGGUCUGUAGCACAUGCCACCAUUUGGAAGAGAAGGCAGGCAACACUUUGAUUCCAGACUCUUAGCAAUGUUAUUUAAGGAUAUCUGGGUGAACUUUACAUGGGACUUAUAGGUUUCUAAAAUACACCAUUUGGUUAAAUGCACAAGUUUGCGAUGAC
Messenger RNA from Pocillopora meandrina, 11037 nucleotides. Lineage: Eukaryota; Metazoa; Cnidaria; Anthozoa; Scleractinia; Pocilloporidae. The record is from the annotation of a GenBank genome assembly.